Molecule: messenger RNA, 633 nt
Organism: Sebastes umbrosus (honeycomb rockfish)
Lineage: Eukaryota; Metazoa; Chordata; Actinopteri; Perciformes; Sebastidae
Product: protein CEBPZOS-like
Exons: 5
Coding region: 164-421 (85 amino acids)
Source: RefSeq, a predicted model, not a curated record
CGAGCUUCCGUACACCGGAAGUAGCGCUCAGUUGUGCAACACAUGCAGCACAAGGACGUCUCAAACAUUUCACCUGAUUUAACAACAUUCACUGUUUUACUUUAGUCCUAAAGACUCGAUCAGCUGGUUUUCACCACCGAGAAUCUGAAGUUUGUAUGUGUUGAUGUCUCCUCAGAUGCCUCCCAAACCUCUGGAGCCUCUGGCCAAGAGACUCAUGAAGGGAGUGAUCGCUGUGGAGCUGCUGGGCGUCUUCGGGGCGUACGGUCUCUUUCACAUGAUGAACACCAGUCAAGAUUUCAGGAACACGAUGAACAGACGGUUUCCAUCAGUUCUAGAAGUUUACUACCAGUCCAACGAGUGGGCGGGGGUCCAAGGCAUCCGAGAGAGAGACCAUGAAGCCUGGUCGGCCAAACAGGAUUGAAGCGUCUUCACGUCGCGGCCUUGGAUCCAGUCGUCGCGAUGCGCCUCCCACUUCAACUGCUUCAGGCCUGUGGGAACGAAUGGAAGUGUUACAAAAGGCUAACAUUUGAAUCACUUCCCACUAUAGUAAUAAUGGUUGUUUAUUCCAGUAUUUGUCGAAAUGGUCAUAAGAUUUCAUUCUCCAUCCCUGUUGUAGAGAUUUUGGGAAUAUAU